Plasmodium gonderi is the source of this 915-nucleotide messenger RNA. RefSeq lists its product as hypothetical. The record is from RefSeq and is a predicted model, not a curated record. Bases 1 to 915 code for a protein of 304 amino acids. NCBI's taxonomy places the organism in Eukaryota, Apicomplexa, Aconoidasida, Haemosporida, Plasmodiidae. The transcript is spliced from 4 exons.
AUGCAUAAAUUGCACUCGAAAAAUCUUAACGAAGAAAAUAUAGACGAUAUUAUAGAAAAAGAAAAAAUAAUUAACGAAAGAUUGAGAUUUGAAAAUGAAAAGAUAAAAGAAAAAAAUAGAAAAAUACAGCAAAAAUUAUUAAGUUUUAUUGAGGAUAAUAAUUUUGCUUUUGAAAGUAAUUCUACGGAAGAUGUUGAAAAAUAUAAGCAUGUGCUUUUGUCUCUUAUUGAAUAUAUGAACCGCUUAAAAAUGGUGGAUACCCACAUGAAAAAAGAGACGAAUAAUUUAAUUGACGACUUUUUUCAAUGUAUUAAGGAUGCCAUUAUUAAGCAAAGUGAAUUAUGCUAUCUUAUAAAGGAAGACAUGAACGAAUUCAAAGUUCAAGGAAAAGAAGAAAUAUUCAGGAAGCACGUAUUAGGAUUAAGAAAGAUUUAUGAACAUAAUAGCAUAUUACGUGCACAGAUUUCUGUCUUCAACAAAUUCAAAUUGAAAGAUGAGAAUAUGAUUCAUGCAGACUUUGAACAACUGCAACUAAAAUACAAAAACUUAAAAGUCAAAGAAAGCUGUUUACAGAAAAAAAUAGAAAAUCUGAAUCAGAAGAUAAGGAGAUCGACUGAGAAAAAAUUGCACUAUGACGAAAAGAACCUGUACCUUGAGAAGCUGCUAGAGGACAAGCAGGUAGAAGUAGACGAAUCUCAGUAUGUUAUACAGAACAAAAAAAAUUUGAUAAAUGAACUAAAGAGGAAAAAGGAUGAAUCCAUCAAGAAAUAUAGUGAAGUAGAGACUUCUAUCACUACCAAAAAUGUGUACGACGAAUUUCACGAGAAGAAGCUUCAGUUGGAUGUCCUGAAAGGAAAGCUAGAAGAGGUUAUGCAUAGGUACAGAAAUUUGCACAAGGUCCACGAGAAGAAGUAA